AUGAAUAAAGAUGAAAUAAUGAAAUAAGCAGUUCACAUCUUUAAUAAAUUAUCUACAGACUAAUAAUAACCUAUUAGUAAAGAAAAUUUAUUAAAAUUCUUGGAUUCAUAGUCAAAUUAAGAAUAUGAUAGAGGUCUUUUUGAAUAGAUGUAUGAAAAAAUUAUCAAAACUGGUUCUCAAUAAAUUACUAUAUAGAAAUUCAUAACAAUUUUAAUAGAAGCAUUAAAAUCAUUAGAAAAUAAAAUAUCCAAUAUUUAAACAUAAAUAUAAAAACAAACAAAACUAUUAGAAGACGAUAAAUAAAUAUUAAAUCAAUUAUAGUCUUAAGAAAAGUUCAAUUCUUUAAAAAUUUCUUUAGACAGUAAAAUUAGAAUUACUGUUCAUGAUGCUAAUGUUAAAUUUCCUGGUAAUGGUCCUAUAGCUGUAAUUUUGGGAUGUGAUAAUAUAAUAUAAUCUACAAGAACUGUAAGCAGGUAAAAUCUAGUUUGGGAAGAAAAAUUUGAGUUUGAUAUCAAAACGGGGAAAGAAGAAAUUUAUAUUGUUAUUUUAGAUUAAGAUUUGAAAGAUAGAUAGGAGAUUGGAGGAUAAACAACAAUAAAUUUAUAAGAUUACUAUGAUCAAAAACCACAAGAAAAAACUCUAGAAUUAAAAGACAAAUAUAAUGUUGUUACAUAUUCAACAAUUAGAGUCAGAGUUUAAUGGAUACAUUCUUAUGUAAUAAUUUGUUUAUGAUAGACAAAAUUUUAUAAUGAAUCUAUUUAAGAAUAAUCAUAAAAUAUAAAAAAUCUUGAAAAAGAUCUAAAUGAAUAUAAAACUUAUGUUAAACUUUUGAUCCUUCCUUUUGAAGAACAUAAAGAUAAACCAUAAAAAAAUAUGUUAAGUGAAUAUUCUACUGCUUAACACAUAUAAGAAAAUUAACUUAUAAACAAUACUUCUAAUUUAUAAGAACUAAAAUUUGCAUUCAUUUUAUCCUUGAUUUAUUUAUUUGCCACCAUUUUUGCAAAUCUUUUUAAAACUUAAUUUUUGGAUGUAAAUUCUAAUAUCUAUUAUAGUCUAUUGUAGUUUUCUAAAGUUUAAUCUAUUAUUUAGAUAAUGAUAAAUUGUAAUAGCAAUUACAUAUUAAAGUAAUUUCUUUAAUGCUUGCAUUCUCUCUUAUUCUUGAUACAUUUUGGCUCAUCAUUUAUACCAAACCUUGGAUAUCUAAUGAUGUAUUGUUUUUUUAAAUAGAACAUGCUUUUCAAAUUUAUGAAGUCAUUACACAAUACAUAUUGUUCGGAAUUAAAGUAAAUAUCAUAAAUUUAUUAGAUUAUUUUAAUUUAUAUUUAUGCUUACAUUUAUUAUUCUGA
Molecule: messenger RNA, 1346 nt
Organism: Paramecium sonneborni
Lineage: Eukaryota; Ciliophora; Oligohymenophorea; Peniculida; Parameciidae
Source: the annotation of a GenBank genome assembly